Molecule: messenger RNA, 441 nt
Organism: Entamoeba dispar SAW760
Lineage: Eukaryota; Evosea; Mastigamoebida; Endamoebidae
Exons: 1
Coding region: 1-441 (146 amino acids)
Source: RefSeq, a predicted model, not a curated record
AUGGAAAAUCAAAAGAAUGAAAAAGAUUGUGAAUUACUUCAAGACGCUUUUGAAGAAAUAUUUGAAAAAGUUGCCAUCACCGUUCUUAAUAAAGUACCAAUUUCAAGUUAUAAAUUAUAUCAAUUAACUAUACAAUCUCCUUACGUUAUUUUUGGAGAACGUAUUGUCGAUCUUGCAGUGGCACGUUUAAUGAACAAUAUGAAAUCAGAGACAGAGAUUGAAAACUCACUUGAAAAUGAUUUAAUAACGUGGGUUGCUAAAACAGCUCAAGAACAAGCUGGUGAUUUUCUUAGAGCAGUUAAAGAAGACAAAUUCUUUGAGGAUGAAGAGGUUAAAAAAUACUUAGCAGAAAGGAGAGGUAUUAUCCUUGAUGAUUUAAAGAAGAUGAAAGAUGAAGAUUUUGAUAAUUUAAAUAAACACAGUCCAAAGAAGGAUCUUUAA